AAAAGAGAGAGAACAAUCAGAGAACAAUCCACUCAACUGAUGCCAGGAAAUAUGAUACCAAUUACAGUUAAAAUAUUUGCUUAUAUUCACCAGCCAGGAAUAGGUACAAUGAACUUUUUUGCUUUUAAGGUUUUCCAUAUAUCUGCUGGUUUUAGGCAAACAACUUCAGGAAGUAUGAAGUAUGUCAGGGCUCAUAGUUCAGUGACUUUCCCUUACACUGAUGUUGAUCUUCAUCACACAUCCAGUUCGCUCAUAAGAAAGUAGAACAUGUUGAGAGAUUGUAUCAGUCCAGCGCAACCAUUUAACCCUUGCGCUUGUGAGGAUUGAGUCAAAUGAUACAAGUGAUGCGGGUGUGGGGUCGGUUGGACCCCAUUUGUAAACACAAGGGUUAAACAUAAUGACUACUCUGAAGGUUUUCUAUCUGUUAUUGGCAACAGUUGCUCCUUCGGCAGCAUUGGCACCGUCGUCCCCUUUGGAUUCUAAAUCCGUUCACGUUGGCCAGAACGUGACCUUGAAAUGUUUCUACCAACGCAAUAAUGGACUGAUAUUUUACUGGUACAAAAAAACCGUGGGGAGAAAAGCCCAGCUCAUAGCUGAGUUCUACAAACACAAGCAAAACUGCUCUCUUCCCAGAGACCCGAUCACCAGAGAUCCACGGUUCAAACUGGAAUGCAGCAGCAGCGAAUUCCACCUGAAAAUACUAGAUGCGCAAAUGUCAGACUCGGCUACUUACUACUGUGUCAGCCUGUUUUCUCACGCGUUUGAAUUCUUGGAGGGCAUUACUGUCCAUGUGGAAGGAUUGGGCUUGAAAACCGAAGGCGUCGUAAACCUGUCAAAAUCGGAGAACUUCCAGCUGUUUGGCUCUGCAACGAUAGGCUGCACGUUACGAAAUGGGACAAACGAUGGAGAGCACGCUUUAUACUGGUUCAAAGGCUCUGAAGACUCUUUCCUGAAAUUGAUUUUCACCCACAAAAGCAGCGACAAUAUGAGUGACAAGAAAGCAAAUACAAAAGCUCACAGUUGUGUGUAUGACCUGCCUCUGAAUGGCUUGGAUGCGUCUCAAGCUGUGGACUACUACUGCGCCGUCGCCUCAUGCCGACAGAUUCUGCUCGGAAACACAACUAACCUGGACUCAAUAUAUGACUCAGUUACCAUAUUUCUGAGUGCAGCCUGUGCGUUCACCUCUGCCCUCAGUCUUUUACUGGCUUUAUCAGUGUGCAAGAUCAUUACGAAAACAAAAUCCAUAUCUUCAGAGCCCCAACCAAAGCGCCCGCCGGCUCACGUGAAGAACAGAGAAAAGAGCUAUCGCACUGCUGUAGCCGUGGCAACCAACAGAUCAAUGAGACAGAAGGACGGAGUCUGGAGUGAAUGUGUCUACUACAGAUAUUAGAAGUUACAGAAUGAACUCCUGCCUCUUGAAAACCUUAGAUGUACAGAAACCUUUAAUUCAGAGCUGAAAAUAUUUUUGGUGUACUGAUCUAACAAUCCCACUUAAGAACAUUUGUUUUUUUAUGUCUUUGAUAUCUGUAUUUUAACAGUAUUCUUUUAAUGCAAUGCCUUUAAGCUUAUCAUUUUUUUCAUGUAUUAUUACUCUGGAUAUCCU
Messenger RNA from Poecilia latipinna (sailfin molly), 1603 nucleotides. RefSeq lists its product as uncharacterized. The record is from RefSeq and is a predicted model, not a curated record. The transcript has 8 exons. Lineage: Eukaryota; Metazoa; Chordata; Actinopteri; Cyprinodontiformes; Poeciliidae. Bases 398 to 1390 code for a protein of 330 amino acids. Gene Ontology annotation, biological process: response to bacterium.